This is a messenger RNA of Trichoderma atroviride IMI 206040, 1956 nucleotides long. NCBI's taxonomy places the organism in Eukaryota, Fungi, Ascomycota, Sordariomycetes, Hypocreales, Hypocreaceae. The record is from RefSeq and is a predicted model, not a curated record.
AUGGACGCAACCCUUGAAGAGUUGCGAACUGGGCUAGAUGCCGGCUACUUCACCAGCCUUCAGCUUGUUCAAGCCUAUACUCGUCGAAUCCAGCAAGUCAAUCCUCUAUUGGAGGCUGUCACGCAAAUCAACCCUGACGCCCAUGUGAUUGCCAUUCAACUUGAUAAUGAAAGGGAUCAGAUGAGGAACCGUUCUCAACUCUCCAAGCUCGGCCCCCUACAUGGCAUUCCAAUCUUGAUCAAAAACACCUUUGCAACAGACGACAAUAUGCCAACCACCAGUUUGCAUGGUGUAGUGGGAAGCCGCGUUCCCGAAGACAGCACGGUAGUACACAAGCUGCGUGACGCUGGAGCUAUUAUCCUUGGGAAAACAAAGACCCAGUGGUCUGCCAUCCGCGACGACAGCUAUGAAAACACUGUAGAGAAAUGGACUCAUCGCGGAAGCCGCACCAGAGGCGCAUAUUUUGAGGGACAAGUCCCAAAGGGCUCUUGCGGUGGUUGCGCAGUGGGAGCUUCAAUAGGCCUUGCGUGGGCAUCUGUGGCCACCGAUACUGACGGCUCCAUCACCAUGCCAGCAAGCCAGAGCAAUGUGGUCGGCUUCAAACCGACGGUUGGACUGACGUCGCGGCAUCUGGCGAUUCCUCGGGCGUUGAGACAGGAGUUGACCGACACGCUGAGACUUGAAUCAGUUGGUACGAUGGCCCGAACCGUCAAAGACGCGGCGUAUUUGAUGAAAGCCAUCAUGGGGCGAGAUCGGAAGGAUCCGUACACGGCCCGAAUCCCCUUUGAUAUCUAUCCCAAUUACGUGGCAGCAUGCAGAGAAGACGGCCUGCAAGGAAUGAGAAUCGGCUUCUUGCGAUCGCUGGCAUGGUUUUUCCAAAUCUGCACCUACGAUUUGUCCGUAGAUAAAUUCAACCAGGCCUUGGAUAUGAUGCGCAAUGCCGAAGCCACAAUAGUCGACGGCAUCAUGCUUAAUGGAGCUGUUAAUACGGACUCUGAUAGCGCUCUUCGUCGUUGUGCCCUUGAUUUCUCGCUCGAAUUUCCCAGGCAUCUUUGCCAUUUGGAAAAGACACCGAGGAACAUGUAUUCAGCGAUAGAUUCGCGUGGCUUUACUCGAAAGGAACCAAAUGACUCAGAUGCCCGUUGCCAAACAAAUGCUUGCAAGGAAGCCCCCGAGAUGGAAAAGGGCGAGACGCCGACAAGCCAAGAGGUGCCUGGGCAUGAGCAGGGAUACUUGGACGACUUGGGCCUUUUGGCUGCUUUCAAGAAAAAUGAGCUUGACGCUCUUGCUACAUGGCCGCACAUAGCUGCCACACUCUGUUCGCGGAUGGGCAAUAUUUGUGCAAUCACGGUCCCCUAUGAAAAGCUGGGGCCGGAAAGACCCAUCAUUGCUAGCGAUGACGGCUUCAUUGAUUCGGCCCCCAAUAAGCCCUAUGGGAUUUCCUUCAUCAGCACCAGCUUUCAGGAAGAAAAGCUGUUCAAAAUAGCCUACGCCUUUGAGCAGCUGACUCAAGCACGCAGCAAAGUUCGUCCAAUCGUCGUCCCGAGGACUGAGCUGGCAGAUUUAUUGGUUCGCCGCAGUUGAUGGGUUUUUGCUUCGCAAAUCAACUGUCAAGAGGAGUAUUGGAUGGAUAUGGAGUGCUAUGUUUGGGCUUUGACGAAUACCUGUUUUCGCAUUUUCGCCUGGCAGAGAAGAUGUACUCGUUGGUUGUGGCGGAACACGAGGAACCUGUGUGCUGAGAAUUGUUGGAAACGAUUUGGCAACUAUUAGUGUGCGAGUAUAUGCAGCGCAAGAUUGAUGAUAUUGCUUGAUAUACUCGGAAACAUGGAGAAUGAGUCGAGAGUUGUAUUUAUUUGGCUCCGAUUCUCGUUCGUAGGGUAGCAGGGUUUGGGUGGAGUUUAGUCGCGAUUGUGCUCAUCAGCUGUUAAUAGUAUAUGUGAAUAGAUUUUGUCUGGU